AUGACACUCACGCGCCCGCCCCAGCGCCUUCUCUACAUUGCCUCGAUCGGCAACCCAGCUCCGUAUCGCAAAACCCGCCACAGCGCCGGCCACAUCCUACUCGACUCGAUAACGCCACUUCUGCGCGCGCGCCUCGGCCCCUCCGCCUCCCACCUCUACACAACCUUCUACAGCCCGUCUCUCAUGAACAUCUCCGGGCCGAAAGUCGUGUCCACGAUGCAGAAAUGGCUCGCGGGCCGCGAUAACUCCAUCGCACCGGAUGCUCUGCCCCCAGCUGUCUUGCUGUCCGGUCUAGACAGACAGGUACCAGGUUCGCCGGCUUCGAGUUCGGGGAGACGGGGGUUCCCCGCUACGCUGGUCAUUCUGCAUGACGAGCUGGAGGCGCCGCUGGGCAAGAUUCGUGUGAAGAGGGGCGGGCCUGAAAGUGCGAGUUUGAGAGGACAUAGGGGGUUGAUUAGUGUUUUGGAGACGCUUAGGGGGAAGGGGCUGUUUCCGGGUUCGGGGGCAGGGAGUGUGAAGACGAAUGUCAAGACGAAGACGAGGCUCGGAAAGCGUGAGGGUGGGUUGCCAAGGGAGUUGGAGGUGCUGAGGGUUGGAAUUGGGAUUGGGAGGCCGGCGGGGAGGGAGAAGGAUGCGGUUGCGAAUUAUGUGUUGAAGGAGAUGGAGGGGAGGGAGUUGGAUGCGGUGUCGAGAGCGGCGGAGAGUGUGGUGGAUGUUUUGGAGGAGGAGAUGUGUCGGGUUGGGUGA
Penicillium diatomitis is the source of this 747-nucleotide messenger RNA. RefSeq lists its product as uncharacterized. The transcript has a single exon. Lineage: Eukaryota; Fungi; Ascomycota; Eurotiomycetes; Eurotiales; Aspergillaceae. Gene Ontology annotation, molecular function: peptidyl-tRNA hydrolase activity. The coding region runs from base 1 to 747 and encodes 248 amino acids. The record is from RefSeq and is a predicted model, not a curated record.